This is a messenger RNA of Pistacia vera, 726 nucleotides long. RefSeq names its product peptidyl-prolyl cis-trans isomerase CYP21-4-like. Bases 1 to 696 code for a protein of 231 amino acids. The record is from RefSeq and is a predicted model, not a curated record. NCBI's taxonomy places the organism in Eukaryota, Viridiplantae, Streptophyta, Magnoliopsida, Sapindales, Anacardiaceae. Gene Ontology annotation, molecular function: peptidyl-prolyl cis-trans isomerase activity. The transcript has 7 exons. Gene Ontology annotation, biological process: protein peptidyl-prolyl isomerization.
AUGGCGAGGAUAAAACCUCAGGCUUUACUAGUUCAAAGUAAGAGGAAAAAGGGGCCGACUCGAAUCAGUAUCACUACGAUUGUCUUCUGCAACUUGAUUGUGGUGUUAGUUGUGUUGUGCUUUGUUGGUGCAUAUAGACAUUGGUCACACAGGCCAGACCAACUGAAGGGGACUGGAUCUUCGAAUUUUGAGGACACUGAUGCCGCUGCGGUUUCAAAGAAGUUUGAUCUUCCUGGCCAUGCUAUUCUAAAUACAUCUAAAGGUCAUAUAAUUGUGGAGCUUUUCAAAGAAGGUUCGCCAGAAAUUGUGGAUAAAUUUAUUGACCUCUGUCAAAAGGAGCACUUCAAAGGGAUGCCUUUUCAUCAUGUGAUAAAAAACUAUGUGAUUCAAGCUGGGCAUUCCCAACAGCUUGCAGCGGCUGAGGAUUGGACUUCAAGAGGGAAGCUUCGUGGUCAACUUGCUACAAGUCCAAAGCAUGAGGCAUUUAUGAUUGGAACUUCAAAAACUAAAGAUAGUAAAGAAUUUGAGCUAUAUAUUACUACUGCACCAAUACCAGAUUUAAAUGAUAAGCUUAUUGUGUUCGGAAGAGUCAUUAAGGGUGAGGAUGUGGUGCAGGAAAUUGAAGAGGUGGAUACAGAUGAACACUAUCAGCCCAAGUCACGCGUAGGGAUCAUCAAUGUGACACUAAUAACAUGAGAUUUGAGGAUGUUUUAGCGAGCUAGUGUA